UCUGCAUAUCCCAACCUCGACAGAGCAAUGGCACGCCGUGGUUUUUUUGGGUAUGAUCCCUACGACUGCUACUACCCUGCGUCGCCCUACGCCUACGAUUACGAUCCAUACUACCACAGUCCCGCCGUCGACGCGUUCUUCGCCGAGCCGCUCGUGACGGCCCGCCGGAGGGCCCCGACGCAGCACGACGACGGCUUCUUCCCUGGAUUCAGAGUCUCCGAGCCGGCGGCGCGGACCAGGGCGCGUCCCAGGCCCAGCAGCGGGUCCCCGAAGAGCUGCCCCGACUGCUACGAGGUGGAGGUCACAGGGCCCGAGCCUGACUCGCCGCCCGCGGUGCCGAGGAAGCCGGCGCCGUCAGCGGAGGAGGCCGCGGCGAGGGUGCAGGCGGCGGCGCGCGGGCUGCUCGCUCGUCGCAUGGUGCGGGAGGUGCGUGCGGUGGAGCGCCAGGCCAAGGCCGUGGCCGCGAGGGUGGCGGCCGAGGCGGAGGCGCUCCGCGAGGACGCCCGUGCGCGGAUCGGCCUCGGGGAGGAGCUCAUGCGGCUGCUGCUCCGUCUCGACGGCGUGCGCGGUGCCCGGGAGUACCGCAGGAGGGUCACCAGGCGCGUGCUCACGCUCCAGGACGCAGUUGACGCUCUCGAGGCCGCGCCCGCGGUGGUGACCGCCGAUGCGCCGGAAGUUCAGAAUGCAGAGGAAGAAGCAGAGGAUGGGAUGGAACCGGAGUUGGAGCUGCCGGUUGAGGACAACACUGCGGCUGAUCCUCUGGUUGCCGAGACAACUGACACGGCGGCAAUGGAGGUUGACGUGGCGAGCCCCGUCGACGUCGUCGUGGACGAGGCCGAGACCGAACUGGUGGCGGAAGGGGAGAAGGCCUCGGAGGCGGAGGGGGAGUGGGAGAUGGUGGCGACGGGAGACGGCGACGUCUCCACUGGCGAGAAGGAACCUACACCACCCAAAGCGCAGCAGCAGCAAGAACAGGCACAUAAGGAGAAGAAAACGGUGACCACCGACGGGCUGGACGCGAAGAAACUGAUGGAGAUGGUGGCGGCACUGUGCGAGCAGAGCGCGCAGCAGUGCACUCUGAUUGGCUCCCUGGCAGAGCGGGUGGACACACUGGAGCGCGCCGUCCGGCGGGUGGAGGAGACCGACCGGUGCAGACGGAGGAACAAGAACACCAACAAGGACGGCAAGAAGAACACUAGCUUCUACAGCGACUAGAUACCAUAAAUAGCUUCUCCUAGCAUGAGGCUUCGAUUGGAUUUUUUUUCAUUAGCUUUUAAUCUUGCAUUUGUUUCAAUUCCGUUCAUUGUGUGAACAAACUUAGAUCAUGUCGGCAAAUUUCAUUAAUUUAAUUGAGUUGUGUGAUG
Triticum urartu is the source of this 1364-nucleotide messenger RNA. The record is from RefSeq and is a predicted model, not a curated record. Lineage: Eukaryota; Viridiplantae; Streptophyta; Magnoliopsida; Poales; Poaceae.